AUGACGAAGUGUGUGUUAGUUUGAGGGCAGCUGGGGCUCCGCUGGUCGUGACCGAGCUCCGGAGGAGGCGGGGGCGGGGGCGGGUCUCAGGUUUCACCGCCUCCUGAUCUCCGCUGCGCUCCGCUCAUUGUUCCCGCGCGCGUCAGAAUCGCGUGACAGCCGCGACGGACAGCGUUCUCCCCGCGCGCCGCUCCGCGAGUCAUGCCCGAGAUGGAGACGGAGCGACCUGCGGAGAACAAGCGCAGCCGGAAACCUGCUCACCCGGUGCGGAGAGACGUGCGUCAGGAGAUGAAGAGCUUUGCUGAGAGCACCAUGAAUGAGUUGUUGGGAUGGUACGGCUAUGAUUCAGUGGAUCAGCAGGACUCAGACCGAGCCAAACACAAACACACAUCUGUUCUCAAAGAGAACUCCGUGCCAAAGCCACACUCCUCAUCCUCAUCUUCCUCAUCAGAGGCGCUCAGAAGCGGUGAGAAGGCAUCUCCGGCGUCUCCGUCUUCAUCGUCACACUCUUCCUUGCCGCGUGUGAAGGAGCAGAGCAUGAAUGUCAUCGUGCCGCUCAUCAAACCUUCAGCCGCGGAGGACGAGCAGAGCGAGCCGAUCGUCUGCGUCUGGUGUCAGAAGGAGGGCAUGAAGCGCUAUUCUCUGCUCAUGGGCUCCGAGCUCAAGAGCUUCUGCAGUGAGAAGUGUUUCGCUGCGUGUCGACGCGCCUUCUUCAAACACAACAAGGCUCGAGAUGAGGAUCGUCAUGGCGACCAGUCUCCGCCCCCUGGCCAGAUGCUGGACACGCCCUCAAGACUUCUGCUGAAGAUAAACAACAACACGCGUGUGUGUGAUUGGUGUAAACACAUGCGUCACACUAAAGAAUACCUGGACUUCGGUUCGGGCGAGGAGCGCCUGCAGUUCUGCAGCACCAAAUGCCUGAACCAGUACAAGAUGGAAGUGUUUUACCGGGAAGCUCGUGCUGCCCUCUCCGGCUCUGGCUCCGCCCACAAAGAUGAAGAGGACCGCCCCAAAACGGCUGUGGUGGAAAACCAGAAACUCCUGACCCCGGAGGCCUGGGACAGACCAGAGAAAACCCUCUCGCCUCGAAGCCCGCCGCAACAAACACCCAUCUCCACGCCGCAGCCAAGGAUUCAGACCAGCGUAUCGCCCUCUUCUCCAGCUCGCCCGUCUCAUGUUACUCCAGAACAGCCACGCCCACCUCAGAUGCCCCUCCCCUUUGUGCGGCCACCCCUCCAGGCCCAUGGCCUGCGAAGCCCCGCCUCUCACCCGCCUCACCCCCUCAGCCCUAUCCAGAGGGCUUCCUUUGCCCCGCCUCCUCUCCUCCAGCCCUUCCCCGCCCCUUACAUGCCCUUCCACCCGGCGUACCCGCCCCCUUUACCCCCGCCCUGGCCGCAGCCCAUGAUGUUAUCACCCUAUCCAGUUUUUGUGCCAAUCCCAGUGCCGAUUCCCAUUCCCAUCCCUUUUUUCUCUCAAAUGGGCCACACAGGAGUCAUUCGAAAGCUUCAGGAGCAGGAGGAGGAGCGUACGCUCGAUCCGGGUCACUCGGAGGAGCCCAACAAAACUGUAAAGACGGAGCGAUGCGCUUCUCCUCUCACGUCGGAGCGACAGGUGAUUCAGUGUCUACACAAACACCCAGUGAAAGACGAAACUCACACGCGUGAAUCUCCAAUGCACAAAGCACUUUACACGUCUGUUGUCAUGCCGACGGCAUCCAGAAUAGUCACUCCCGCCUCUUUGUACUCAUUGGCUCGUUCGACCGCCAUACAAGCCGCCUCGUUCUCACUGGACAGCUCCUCUCCGUCUCCUCUCUCCGACGGUGAAGAUGUGAAGGAGAACAGCUGUUUGGGUGGACGGGACGACGGCUCGACCAAUCACUGGUCAGCAGAGCAGACGGACUGCCUGAGCGACCAAUCAAAAGAGAGCCAGAGGGAGGAGGACGUGCCGCAGGAUGUAGAGCACACCUACGCACGGUCCAUACCGCCCAAACUACGCGAGAAAAACACACAAACACAUUUAUACACUCAGGCACAAACCUGGGAGAAAAACACAGAUCUGGGAUCUGAGGCGAGUGGACGAGACGAUCCAGAACCAGCCGUGAAGAGACGAUGCUUGAGAAUCAGAGACCAGAUCAAAUGAGGACCGCGGUGUAAAUUCAGUGAUGAAACAAUUGAGACGAGUGUUUCUUUGAGCGAUGCGUUGUGUUAACGUACAGAGGAUGCGUCCAGCAGCAGCAGCCGCCCCAGAGCAUCAUGGGAGUCACACAUCGAGCGCAUGUGAUCCAAUUAGACCACAUAUAUAUGUGUGUGUGUGUGUGUGUGUGUGUGUGUGUGUGUUUUCCUGCCAAGCUCCUACAAAGCCAGGCAUUGUUCCUCACUGCCAGUGUGUGUGUGUGUGUGUGUGUGUGUGUGUGUGUGUGUUCAUCUGUGGUUUAGGAUUACCUGACACACAUUGGCGCUUUGGCUACAGGGCAUUUUUAGACUUCGCCGAAAGAGUGCCAAGAGGACAAAUACACACACACACACACACACACACACACACAAGCACACACACAUGUCAGAUGUGGCUCUCUGAUUGGUGGAAUUUCCUCCAUAAAAAUUACAAUGCAUCAUGGGUGAUGUAGUUUUUCACCACGAAUUUAACAUUAUUAUUUUAAAAACAAGUGAACUUUUGAUUUAAACAGAAGCAAGUAUCAUCAGAUAACAAACGCUGAGCUCACAGCAGAUCAGUUUUUAAUGGUUUAUAAAUGAUCAAAUAAAUUCAGUUUCCCUGUGGAGAAAGUGAUUGGAGUUUUUGCAUAAUAUUCCUGACUUGAUGCUUCAAAAAUAGUGUCAAAAAAGAUUGCCAUGCUAAAUGUCUCAAAUUUACAUAUGGUACUAUUUUAAAUGCAUGUUAAAUGAUAUUCUAAAGUUCUUAAAAGAAUACGAUGGUUCCUUUAGUAAGUGAGUUUGAUGAGUGACGUCACUUAGUGACGCAGUAAAACGCGAUCGGUUUUCGUGACGAAUUGAAGAUUUAUAUAUUUUG
Molecule: messenger RNA, 3024 nt
Organism: Carassius carassius (crucian carp)
Lineage: Eukaryota; Metazoa; Chordata; Actinopteri; Cypriniformes; Cyprinidae
Product: sine oculis-binding protein homolog B-like
Exons: 7
Coding region: 202-2139 (645 amino acids)
Biological process (GO): animal organ development
Cellular component (GO): nucleus
Source: RefSeq, a predicted model, not a curated record